Molecule: messenger RNA, 2250 nt
Organism: Hymenoscyphus albidus
Lineage: Eukaryota; Fungi; Ascomycota; Leotiomycetes; Helotiales; Helotiaceae
Source: the annotation of a GenBank genome assembly
GUUGAAGCUGAGUUACAGUACUUGGACACUAAUCGCCAAUCUUCACAUGGUCACACGCAGAAAUGGCCCUGAUUCUUCGCCGCCACUUACAAUUGUGGUCUAGUGAGCCCACCUGUUCUCUUCCAGUCGUAGUCACCGAGUACCCAUCCCAUCCCCAUCUUGCUGAGCCUACAAAGAGCAACCACUGCCCGCCUCAAAGUUCCUGAGAUUGUGUAAACAGUAAACUUCUCUCCUACCACAAGAGUAACCCGGGCAACCUCAAGUAACACUGCAACCCCGCAACACCACAAGCACAAGCACAAGCAACCUCGACCGCCACCGCUACCUACCUUCACCCCUCCAUCCACCCCCAUCCUCAGCAUUCAACCACUCGUCACACCAGCCCAAUUUAUCCGCAAUCAUGGCACCGCACGCUGAUGGAUCUGUUGAUGUCAAUGCCCAAACUAGCAACCUCAAGCCCACCGCUUCUACCUUCCAACCAGUCGCUGCCCUUUCCGAUCCCAGGUACCAUUCAACCUCAACCACGGCUGCCAUCGAGGCCGAACACAAAUACGCCGCACACAACUACCAUCCUCUCCCCAUCGUCUUUGCUCGCGCCCAAGGUUGCAGUGUGUGGGAUCCAGAGGGAAAACACUAUAUUGACUGCCUCUCUGCCUACAGCGCCGUCAACCAAGGACAUUGCCAUCCUGAGUUGGUAAAGGCACUCUGCGAGCAGGCACAACGACUUACGCUAUCCUCGAGAGCAUUUCACAAUGAUGUCUUCCCAAAAUGGGCUGAGAAGGUUCAGAAAGUAUUUGGAUAUGAUAUGGCUCUGCCGAUGAAUGGUGGUGCUGAGGCAGUAGAGACGGCCAUUAAAAUUGCGAGAAAAUGGGGUUACAAGACGAAAAAGAUCCCACAGGGCAAAGCAUUGGUCUUUUCUGUGACAGAGAACUUUCACGGACGAACGGUGAGUCCUGUAAUUCCCAUAUCCAUUUUGGAAAUGCUAACGCGAAAUAACAGAUGACGGCAAUCUCCUUGUCUACCGAUCCCGAAUCUCGAGACAAUUACGGCCCCUACGUCCCAGGAAUUGGUCCAUCAUGUCCAUCAACCGGAAAAUCCAUUCGCUUCGGCGAGAUUGGCGAUCUCGAAAGUGCUUUGGAAGCACAUGGAAAGGAGACUGCUGCGUUCAUCGUGGAGCCGAUUCAAGGAGAAGCAGGAGUGGUCGUCCCAGCAGAUGAUUACCUAACCAAGGUUCACGCACUCUGCAAGAAACACAAUGUCCUCCUGAUUUGCGAUGAGAUUCAAACGGGUAUCGGACGUACAGGACGUAUGCUAUGUCAUGAAUGGGCAGGCAUCAAACCAGAUAUGGUGACACUUGGAAAGGCCAUUUCAGGUGGAAUGUACCCCGUCUCUUGCGUACUUGGAUCCAAGGAGAUCAUGCUUACCAUGGAACCCGGAACUCACGGUUCAACAUACGGAGGUAAUCCUCUCGGAUGCGCAGUCUCCAUUCGUGCACUAGAAAUCAUCGAGGAAGAAGAUUUGAUAGCUCGUUCCCAACAUCUGGGCACUAUCCUUCGUCAAGGACUGGAAGAUCUCAAAUCCCCAAUGAUUAAAUUGGUACGAGGAAAGGGUCUUUUGAACGCCAUCGUCAUUGACGAGUCCAAGACUGGAGGUCAUUCAGCAUGGGAUCUCUGCAUGCUCUUGAAGAGUAAGGGAUUACUAGCCAAACCAACCCACGAGAAUAUCAUCCGACUCGCACCACCACUAAUUAUCUCCGAAGAGCAAAUUAGAGAAGUCCUCAAGAUUAUCGGGGAAGCCAUCGUUGAACUUCCUACUUUGAAGAACGAGAAGGCUGAGUAGGUGAGUUCGGAUGGGGGAGAACAAUGCUCAUAUGCAUCUUGAUAUUUGAUGACAUCCCGUUUUGGAUCUGGCGUUUUUUUUGAGCUGCAUCACUAUGACCUGUGGUUCUGUGACAAGGACACAUGGGUAUGAAGAGGUCACGGCUACGAAAUUUGGGUUCUGCUAGGUAGAGGUGUAAAAAUUGAAUUGAUAUUUUGGGAUGUUUGGGAUUAGGAUAACAUUUUGGUGUUUCUUCGGAGGAAGGGCUAGGUUAGGGGAGAGUGGGGGCACUUCCUCACUCUUUGGCAUCUAGCAUUGGACGGAGAGGCGAAGGGAAUUGGAUUUUAUGAAUGAAAGAAAAAGGAAUCAACCUGACCAUAUAUCAAGUUUCUGUUUUCUUUACUCGUAGAUAUAUAAGUAACACGCUAGUAC